UAAUGCUCUUUGCAAAACAAAAUGUUAUUUUAUUUUGAAAAGCUACACAUUCCGGAAGUUGCUUCUUGUUAUUUCCGCUCUAAAUCCGGAGUAAACCGGUGAGAAUGACCCUUCUGACCAACAGACCUCAGGUCAGCUGUCGGGAGCGCCUCAGAUAUUCGGCAUUAAUCUCGUUAUUGGCGCAGCUGACCCCGGUGCUGCUCUUCUGUCACGUGACCCGGAAGUAAAAGUAUUUAUGAACGUAGUUGACCGGAGGACCCUUAAACCGACCCGUUUAUGAACGGAGGGUAGCGCGUGCCUUCUAAUAAGCAGCUUUAACGUGUUUUUAUAGAAUGUAAUAACUGUAAAUAUGUGUUUGAUUAGAGAGAAGCGGAGAGGAUCUUACCCGCACGCGCACUCAAAGUCGUGAGCGAGAAGCGAAACUCGUUGUCCCGUGACACGCGGCGCAUGCGCGUGAACGUCCCUCCCCGUCAGGUUUACGAUAUUCACAAUAAGUGUUUCCCGAUAUUGACUUAAUAAAAGUAACUGUUAUGUUACCAAUGACCUGUUAGUACACAGGUUUUAAAUAAAGUUUCUCAGUGACGUCAUCUAUAAUCAUGAACUGAGGUGUAUUGAUCUAGACUUUGUAAUUCUAUUAUUAUUAUUGUGGUGAAUGUGAUGAAAACUGGUCUAACAAUAUUGUUCCUUUAGUUAUUGGGCCGGUCCUGAAGGGUCAUGAUCUCUCAGGUGGGCCCCGGUCUGUUCCUCAGUGGUCUGGAGUCGGCCCUGAACCUCAGCGUCCUCUCCUGCAGGAACAUCACGCUCAUCGUCAACGCCAGUGGUCUGGAGGACGUGGUCUACCCACAGCUGGACGGCCUGCGGGUCCUCCACGUGCCCGUCCAGGAUCAACCUCACGCCCCCCUGAGACACUACUUUGACCCGGUGGGUGAGCGGAUCCACCAGAACCAGACGGGGAGGACUCUGGUCCACUGCAGUGCCGGCCGGAGCCGAUCCCCGACUCUGGUCAUUGCCUACCUGAUGAGGUUUGAAGGCCUCAGCCUCCGGCGGGCUCAUGAAGUGGUUCUGGAUCAGCGUCCCUUCAUCAGACCCAACGCUGGUUUCUGGAGGCAGCUGAUGGACUACGAGAGGACGCUGUUCGGCAGGACCACCAUGAGGAUGGCGAGGACGUCUGGCGGCCUCCUGCCCGAGACCUGCGGGACUCUGAGGACCCUGCAGGACCCGGAACCAGAUUACUGCAUCAACGUCUAGUGGAUCCGGUUUCAGUGUUCAGAGAAGACUUUUAAACGCGUUUCUCUUUAUUAUUAAAGCUUUUGUCUCUC
Molecule: messenger RNA, 1319 nt
Organism: Cyclopterus lumpus (lumpfish)
Lineage: Eukaryota; Metazoa; Chordata; Actinopteri; Perciformes; Cyclopteridae
Product: dual specificity protein phosphatase 14-like
Exons: 3
Coding region: 715-1248 (177 amino acids)
Biological process (GO): protein dephosphorylation
Cellular component (GO): cytoplasm
Molecular function (GO): MAP kinase tyrosine/serine/threonine phosphatase activity
Source: RefSeq, a predicted model, not a curated record